Perognathus longimembris pacificus (Pacific pocket mouse) is the source of this 1004-nucleotide messenger RNA. RefSeq names its product HD domain containing 3 (gene Hddc3). Lineage: Eukaryota; Metazoa; Chordata; Mammalia; Rodentia; Heteromyidae. Gene Ontology annotation, molecular function: guanosine-3',5'-bis(diphosphate) 3'-diphosphatase activity. The transcript has 4 exons. The record is from RefSeq and is a predicted model, not a curated record. Bases 40 to 579 code for a protein of 179 amino acids.
GACGGCGACUCCGUCCCCCGCCCCGGGCGCCACCCCGCCAUGGGCUCCGAGGCCGCGCAGCUGCUGGAGGCGGCCGACUUCGCGGCUCGCAAACACCGACAGCAGCGACGGAAGGACCCCGAGGGGACCCCCUACAUCAACCACCCCAUCGGUGUGGCUCGGAUCCUGGCGCACGAGGCGGGCGUCACGGACAUCGCGGUGCUACAGGCGGCCCUGCUGCACGACACGGUGGAGGACACCGACACCACCCCGGAGGAGCUGGAGCUGCGCUUCGGGGCGCAGGUGCGGCGCCUGGUGGAGGAGGUGACGGAUGACAAGGCCCUGCCCAAGUCCGAGCGGAAGCGGCUGCAGGUGGAGCGGGCGCCCCACAGCAGCCCGGGCGCCAAGCUGGUGAAGCUGGCCGACAAGCUGUACAACCUGAGGGACCUGAACCGCUGCACCCCCGUGGGAUGGUCAGAGAGCCGGGUCCAGGAGUACUUCCAGUGGGCAGCGCAGGUGGUGAAGGGGCUCCAGGGCACCAGCCGGCCGCUGGAAGAGGCGCUGGAGCAGCUGUUCCGGGAGCGGGGGCUGACUCUCUGAGCGGGACCAGGCCACGCUGGAUUCUCACCCCCCCCCACCCCAUUUCCCAGUGUCUUCAACUCAGCUCAGACGUCAAUGACUAAAAGGCAUCGGGGUUUCCUCAUCGGGGUGUCUCGGUUGUACCCCAUCCUUCCACCGCAUUUCCUGCCCUCCCUCAAGUUUGGGUCUGCUUGCUGUUUUGUAUGGUGGGGCCUGGGGCUUGUAUAAACGCGGAUUCCAAAGGCAUAUGGAGAAUAAUCACAUUUGUGGGUGGAAGAUUUAAGUUGCCUGCUGCUCCAGCUCUCGCCUCUCAAAUGCCAGGUGGAGGCGCUCAGCCCUCUGAGAUGGGCAUCUUUGUCGGGGAGAUGGGCUAUGUGGCUGUCAAGUCAGAUUGCAUGCCCUGGGAGGGAGCCUGCUGCUCAGGUGCCCUUAAACGUGGUUGAAAA